This is a messenger RNA of Rhea pennata, 492 nucleotides long. It is a transcript of the gene RGS13, whose product is annotated as regulator of G protein signaling 13. The record is from RefSeq and is a predicted model, not a curated record. The transcript has 4 exons. Bases 1 to 492 code for a protein of 163 amino acids. Lineage: Eukaryota; Metazoa; Chordata; Aves; Rheiformes; Rheidae.
AUGAGUCUAAAUACCUGCUGGCUUUGCAAGCUUUUCAGAGCAGAGAAAAACAGGAUCACUACCAAGGUGUCUUUGGAGGAAGUUCUCCAGUGGUCUCAGUCCUUUGAAAAGCUGAUAACGAGUAGAUACGGUCCUAUGAUCUACAAGACCUACUUGGAGACAGAGCACAGUGAUGAAAACAUCAAGUUCUGGCUUGCUUGUGAAGCCUAUAAGAAGAUCACGUCUCAAAGGAAAAGGAUUUUGGUGGCCAGGAAACUUUUUACAAAUUACAUUCAAGCCCAAGCUCCUAACGAGAUUAACAUUGACAGUCCUGUGAGGAAAACGAUUACCAGGAACCUUCAAGAACCGACAGAGUCCUGUUUUGAUGAAGCACAGAGAAUAAUCUACAUGCAUAUGGAAAGAGAUUCUUACCCUCGAUUCCUUGAAUCAAAGUUCUAUCAAAAACUCAAACACAGCCUUCAGACUAAUAGCAAUAAUCCAACAAUAAGUUAA